This is a messenger RNA of Juglans regia (Persian walnut), 699 nucleotides long. RefSeq lists its product as uncharacterized. The record is from RefSeq and is a predicted model, not a curated record. NCBI's taxonomy places the organism in Eukaryota, Viridiplantae, Streptophyta, Magnoliopsida, Fagales, Juglandaceae. The transcript has 2 exons. The coding region runs from base 1 to 699 and encodes 232 amino acids.
AUGGUAAUAGUCAGUAAAAGGUUGAAUCUCUGGCAGCUAUUUGUUCUGAUCAUCGACCUAUUGUACUUGAAUGGGGUUCGGGCAGUGCAGUUCAGAGCUGGGGUUCUAGCAGCUUUAAGUAUGAAUAUAAUUGGGUCCAAGCUAAAGUAUUGUAGUAAAGAAUUCAAGAAAUGGAGCAAGAACUUGGAUAGUGAGAGAACUAAAGUCAUUAAGGAGAAAUCAAUGAUGUUGGAUCAGCUUCAACAAAAUGAAGAUACGUGUUCUAUGGCUACUCAGAAACAGCUUCAGAAGGAUAUAGAUUUUCUUCUGGAUCAAGAGGACAUCAAAUGGAAGCAAAGGGCAAAGAAACACUGGCUAGAAAAGGGGGAUCGUAAUACUAAGUUUUAUCAUGCUUGUGUCAACCAGAGGAAAAAGAAAAAUUCAAUACAAAAAGUUGUCACUGCUGAUGGGAUGCUUUUGACAGAACCUGGAGAAAUUUUGCUUGGCUUUGGGCAGCACUUUUCUCAGGUAUUUCUCUCUACUCAUCCUCCUAGAGAUAUCAUUUUACAGUGUUUAGCAAGAGUGGACACUCGAAUCUCUGAUGACAUGAGAUUAGAUUUGGAGAGGGAUUUCUCAAGUGCGGAUGUUCUAUUCGCCUUAAAACAAAUGUCUCUUUUAAAUCUCCCGGGGCAGAUGGGUUUAGUGCUGGUUUCUUUUUAG